Aspergillus pseudotamarii is the source of this 2123-nucleotide messenger RNA. Its product is annotated as FAD-dependent oxidoreductase. The record is from RefSeq and is a predicted model, not a curated record. The transcript has a single exon. Gene Ontology annotation, molecular function: monooxygenase activity; FAD binding. NCBI's taxonomy places the organism in Eukaryota, Fungi, Ascomycota, Eurotiomycetes, Eurotiales, Aspergillaceae. Bases 197 to 1519 code for a protein of 440 amino acids.
GUAUGCUAUGAGGUAAGACUAUCGAAUGGUGACUGCUCCGCGGACAUACUAGCCACAUCUAGUAACCCGUACCGCGGACAUUCCGCAGCUUUUGAAGUAUUUAAAGCCACCCAUGGACGAACAUGAUAAACACUCAGUCAGCAAAACUACCAAUGCGAACACAGAUUCUAAGAAGAAUGUCUGAUCAUCGAAAGGUAUGUCUGAACUUAUAAAUCGAUUAUCCCUUUACCAACCGUCCCAGGCAAUCAUUAUCGGAGGAGGUCCUGCAGGUCUCUCGACCGCGCUCCGUCUCCACCAAACCACGAAUAUCAAAUGCAGCAUUUAUGAACUGCGACCUGAGCCGACCACCCUCGGCGGCGCAAUCGGCAUCAUGCCUAAUGGCCUCCGACUGUUCUCCCGUCUAGGUGUCUAUGACGCUCUUCACGCGCGAGGUAGCAGCCAAAGUAACCUCGUCAUUCAUUCCGCACAAGGCGGGAUUGUAGGCGAACAGAAGGACAUGGUCAGUUACGCACGCGCGCAGACAGGUUUUGGGUAUCUUCGAAUAAAGCGAACAGAUCUCGUAGAUGUUCUUCUGGAUGCGGUGUACAAUGCCCAAAUCCCCAUCUAUUUCAACAAGCGGCUCACCACUAUUGACGACAAUGGUGACUCUGGCGUGACCGUGAGGUUUUCCGACGGUAGCGCUGAUAAAGCAGACAUCAUAAUCGGAUGCGACGGUAUUCACUCUUGUGUGCGCCGUCUAUACGUUGAUCCCGACCAGAAGCCUGAAUACUCCGGGUUUUCGGGCUUGUUUUCGCUUGUUCCCACGUCGAGGUUGUCUUCCUCUACCGCAGCCCAGCUUUCGGGGAUCGGUGCAACAUUGACAGAGCAAGGGAUGUUUAUGGUAAUGCUCGCCACGGCAGCUGGAGAUGAGGUAGCUUGGGGUUUGUCGCAGGAGGUCCCGUUGCCGGACUCCGGGGAUAGUCGAGAUGGGUGGGAGGUGUAUCGGCAGAAGGAGGUGAAUGAGUUCAAAUCGAAUAUGCAUCAAAUAUUGGAAAAGGUGCAUGGAAAUUGGGGAGACUUACUCAGACAACUUGUUGACAACACCGACGGUAUACAGUUCUAUCCGGUUUACCGACUGCCACUUGGCGGUACUUGGUAUAAGGGUCGGUGCGUGCUUCUUGGUGAUGCGGCGCAUGCAAUGCAGCCACACGCGGGACAGGGCGUCUCUAUGGCGCUGGAAGACACGUUUCUGCUUGCUCGCUUACUGGAGGACCCAAGUCGGCCUGUGGUGGAGGUGUACAAGAAAUUCGAUGAGAUCAGGAGACCCCGAGUGAACGAGAUCUACAAGCUCGCUUCCCGAAACGUGAAGGCGCGGAAGACAACAGGGCCUUGGGUCUUGUGGUCGAAGGAAGUUGUGGUUGGCAUGGCGUUUUGGGCUUCUUGGGCUUUAGGGUUGGAGAAGUGGGGAUGGGGACAGAAGCAUAUGGCCUAUGACAUUGAUACGGAGGAAAUUUCAGAAGGUUCAGGCAUUCGCUAUUAAUUUUCAUAGCCAUGUAUUUCUUUUACUGCUUUAGGAAUAUUUGAUUAGCGUUUACAUCCUAUUUCGAUAGUCCUAAUUCACACAGCGGUAUUUUGCUAACGCACCGGCAUGAUCGCUUAGACAGUGGAAACAUUCUCGACAGAGGAAGCAGACACACAAAUACGCAGGGUUCUCCUCACUGAAUGGCUUGUUCAGAGGAAAGUCUACCGCUCCAUAGCUACCAAUAGCCCUGCAACAAAAACACGGCGCCCAGGGUGGAUCCUUGUUUAUUGAGGAAAUAAAUUCCCCUGACGUCAAAUAUCCAGCCACCAAGAACCUAAACAGCAGUCCAGCGCCAUGUGGCGUCAAGCCAACAACGCUUUCUGAGACCUCUCUCGCGCUAAUUCCGUGUCACUUCAGCUCUCAAGGGCCUGUGCACUUGUGCCACCCGAGAGCCUGAGAUCGCGUUUUGUUUUCCCCCAUGGAUACACGUCGUCUAUAAUCGACCGAAGUUUACCAACAAAGUUCCGGUACCAGGCUCCAUCCUUGAAGCCAAACAUCACUCUAGACAAACAAUUAGAUUAGGGCGGAAGUCUUGGUAUAAAAUGGUAUAGCAAGGGGGAAC